Triticum turgidum subsp. durum (durum wheat) is the source of this 612-nucleotide messenger RNA. The record is from the annotation of a GenBank genome assembly. NCBI's taxonomy places the organism in Eukaryota, Viridiplantae, Streptophyta, Magnoliopsida, Poales, Poaceae.
AUGAAGAAAUUCCUCGUCCUUGCCCUCAUUGUCAUCGCGGCGACCACCACGGCCGCCGAACCCUUUACUGCAUUCCGUAUUGCUUCGGAGCCGCAACAUCCAUCAUCUCCAGAGCAGCAACCAACUCUGCAGCCACAAGAACAUCCAGUUCCACAUCAAAAGUUGAACCCUUGCAGGGAUGCCCUCCUACACCAGUGUAGCCCAGUAGCUGAUAUGUCGUUCCUCCGGUCACAAGUGGUGCAACAUAGCAGCUGCUUGGUAAUGUGGGAGCAGUGUUGUCAGCAACUAAAAGCGAUCCCCAAGCAGUCAAGAUGUGAGGCCAUCCACAACGUCGUGCACGCCAUUAUUUUGCAACAGCAAAAACAAUUGGUACAAGGUACUUCAACCCAACCUCAGCAGCAGCAACAACAAGGUCAACAAGAACAUGGUCAGGGUUCUAGCCAGCCACAACACCAACAACAACAACAACAACUGGAUCAGGGUUGGAUCGUGGCGAUAGGGACAUGGGUGAUUCAGACCGUUCCGGCAAUGUGCGACGUGCAUGUUCCACCAUACUGCUACACCACCAUAUCAUCAUCGAGUGACGUCACUACCGGAAUGGGCGGCUACUGA